UCAUGUAAGUAUAAGAGGGGCUGGAGGGGGAGCUGCACACAGAAAGUUUUUUUACUUUCAUGCAUAGAAAACAUGAUGGUAAAAAACCUUCAGCCUUUAGAACCACUUUAACCCCCCCCUGGCGGUAUUCUCGAAGCAGGGGUCUCCAAACUAUGGCCCUCCAGCUGUUUAAGUACUACAAGUCCCAUCAUGCAUCUGCCUCUGGGAGUCUUAACUGUGGCUGUCAGAGUCUUGCAAGGCCUCAUGGGACUUGCAGUUCCUGAACACCUGGAGGGCCAUAGUUUGGAGACCCCUGGUCUAGAGGUCUAU
Staurois parvus is the source of this 309-nucleotide messenger RNA. Lineage: Eukaryota; Metazoa; Chordata; Amphibia; Anura; Ranidae. The record is from the annotation of a GenBank genome assembly.